Messenger RNA from Gadus chalcogrammus (walleye pollock), 3330 nucleotides. Its product is annotated as mucin-2-like. The transcript has 8 exons. Bases 222 to 1724 code for a protein of 500 amino acids. NCBI's taxonomy places the organism in Eukaryota, Metazoa, Chordata, Actinopteri, Gadiformes, Gadidae. The record is from RefSeq and is a predicted model, not a curated record.
AGUAAAAUUAAUUACUGUGACUAAAAACCAAUAUAGAUUGGUGUCAGUAGUUUGAAGGACCAACCUCUUGGCCAAGCCCAUGGACCAAACUAGAAGAUAAAAUCCUUGAAAGGGAACACUGUGCAACAUUUGAUCACAUUUUGUUCAACACCAAGCACAGGUCCAUUCAGGUCUGAUCGGAUUUCCUUUUCACUGGCAAUAUUUGACUGGCUUUCUACAAGAUGGGUCAACCAUCGAGAUGGGUGUGGGGGGUCCUUCUGUGCCUUACCAUUUCUACAACUCCAGGUUCAUCUGCAGAUUCAGUUGACCCUCAGUUGACUCUGGCUUUGGCAAUCGAGAUCACCAAUCAAGUAUUCAAUGCCUCCCUGCAGAAUCCUCAAUCAGAGUACUCCAAGUGGAUGGAUACAGAAGUGAAAAUGCUGCUUGACGGCGUUUACAAAUGUAACGAUUGCGAUACAAAACGAACCUACGGAGGUGUUGAGUGCAUAACCUACAGAUCCGGACUGAUAGCUACCGCGUCUAUCAUCUUCAAAACAGAUGAAAUCAACCCAUAUAUUGUCCAUGGACUCUUUGAACAAAAUAUUGCAACAGCCCUACUCCAAACGAAACUCAUUGUGAACAAGGAAAACAUCCCGCUGCCGAUCUUAUUGGGUAAAGAUGCGUGCAAGAAAAUAAGUACAACUACUGAGCCACCUAUAACUCCUGAACCAACGUCAACUUCUGAGCCAACUUCAACUCCUGAGCCAACCUCAACCUCUUCAACUCCUGAGCCAACUACAACUCCUCAGCCAACUUCAACUCCUGAGCCAACUUCAACUCUGCAACCAACUUCAACUCCUUCAACUCCUAAGCCAACUACAACUCCUCAGCCAACUAUAACUCCUUCAACUCCUGAGCCAACUUCAACUCCUGAGCCAACUUCAACUCCUCCAACUCCUGAGCCAACUUCAACUCCUUCAACUCCUGAACCACCUACAACUCCUGAGCCAACUACAACUCCUGAGCCAACUACAACUCCUAAGCCAACUUCAACUCCUUCAACUCCUGAGCCAACUUCAACUCCUUCAACUCCUGAGCCAACUUCAACUCCUUCAAGUCCUGAGCCAACUUCAACUCUGCAACCAACUUCAACUCCUACAACUCCUGAGCCAACUACAACUCCUGAGCCAACUACAACUCUGCAGCCAACUUCAACUCCUUCAACUCCUGAGCCAACUUCAACUCCUUCAACUCCUGAGCCAACAACAACCACUGACCAUACAGUGACCCCUGAACUGACAAAUAACCCUGACCCUACAACGACCCCUGACCUUACCAACGCCACUGACCCUACCAAUACCCCUAACCAUACAGCAACCCUUGACCCGGCCAACGGUGGAGGAACAUCUGGCUCUCCCAGUGGUGGAGAAAACCGUGACGAUAGAGACUGGGUGCCCGGAUGGGGCAUUGCCCUCCUGGUGUUAGCUGCAGCCAUCCUGUUGCUUCUCAUCAUCAUUUUUAUCCUUUUGUGUGUUCACUAUUGCCGCGAGCUCCCAUCAGAGGACCCCAUGGGGAAGAACCCUGACCCAUACUAUGAGCAGAACAAGAUGCCUCCUCAGGAAACUGUGCCAGUACUCUAUCCAUCAGCACCGACAGCAACGCCCUCAAGUCCAAUGCCGACAAAGAUGGUGGUUGGUGACACACCCAAAAAGAAUCGGACAGGCUUCUAUGCUGUGAAUCCUUGACAUGAAGGCAAAUUAGCACGUUUUGCGGAUUCAGGCCCACAAAAGAUGACGAAUGAAAGAGAAUAGGAGGCCUUUGACUAUACUGUGUAAGGAAUUUGAUUUGCAUGAAUACUAUUUAUUACCCAUUCUGUAUUACACAACUUUAUUUAUAGCGAAAAUACAUAUUUUAAUCGUUGUAUCCUAUUGUAAUUAUAUUUCAUAUAUCAUGUUACUCAUUCAUGUCAUUUUGUUAUUAGUUUCCUGCUAAAGCCCCAUGUCCAUGAUAAGCUGGGAAAGAGCCCAGCGUCAGAGCUCUGUUUGUCAAGGAGACCCAUAAACGGAAAUAGCUAGUUCUGGCGGCACACUCUAGUCAUACGCCCCCUAAUCCAAUCAAACGCACCUACACUGACAGGCGGUCAAUUUAGGACCUUGUUUGCUGAGAAUUUACCCACAACCACCCAGCCUCCUCCUGCUCUGGUUCUGCUCUGUAUUGUAUGUAACCGACACUACGGGUUCAUAUAUCUGAUGAACCCCAUGGAGGAUUGUAUAGUGCUCCCUGUUGUCAUGUUGGUACCUACCUGACAUCUAUUUGUGAUGCUUUAAAUCCUACAGCAGGGAGCACCAGAAAAGAGUGGAACCAUACCGCCAAACUAAGAUGCAUCACCGUUUUAUGAAAUAAUUGGUUAAACCUAUAACCAGAGUGAUUAUUGACAGGCUUACUUGUAUUGUGCCAGUCCAGCGCUCUGCAAACCGGCUGAAGAAAACAGCAAUAUAUCACUUGACUCUCAAGUUUCUGACUGCAGAAUAAAAAAUGAUUGUCAUUAAUUUUAAACUCAGUGGAAAAUGCUACAUUUAACGAUAGUUUCAGCAUUAUAUUGCAUUUUUACACGUAGAUCAGUAGUUAUAUCAGUAUAUUAUGUUAGGUUUGUUAGCUAAUGCCAUAUUUUCUGUUGUUGCUAUGGUUGCUACUAUGGACCUGUUCUCCAACCUAAACAAAAUAAUUUGUUGUUUUUCAAUAAAAACUUGGAUUUGAGUUCAUGUGCAUAUGACUUUUUUUAUGAGAAAGAAGUCUGACUCUCAGAUACUCGUCUUAGAUCGGUAGAACGUAGGUCUGGGAGGAAUUUCAACUCAAAAUAUGGGAAGCAGAGUCUCUGAGAAAUCUGCUUAGGCUCUGAGAAAUGUGUGUAGGGCUAAAGCCCUGGAUAAUCGUAUACAUGUCUUUGGGGCCCUCUUUUAUUUAAGCGAGACCCCGGGAAACACCCAAGUAUCCUUGACCCCUGGGUCAUCUAUUAAUUGCAUUACUUCUUUUAGGGAUAGGAUCCAAAUGGAUAAUUGUCCUAGACCUUAACGCCCUGAUUCUAAUAAAAGAGUCCAGACAUCUCUGUCUUUCUCCUAAGUCAUUCCGUAUCCCAAUGCAUGGUGUGUUUUUUUUAUUUUCUGAUGACCUCUUGGUGAGGAAUUGUAUCUCUUCUUUUCGGGUUACAUAGAAAACAGACUCAAGGUCUUGAGUUGAAAUUGUGGCCAUCAAAUUGAAAUAAUAAAUACACUGUUUUACUUAAUAAUAAUACCUAGACCUACUCCGUAAUAAUUAAUUAAUAUGCCACUAUGGUGCCAGGCCGCAAUACAA